GUGCUUGUUUUAGUGUCUGUGUAUGACUCAUCCGUCUUAUCUCUUCUCCCAGCCACAGUCCAAGCCCAGAUCCAGCCCUUGUCAGGCUCCUGUAUCUUUGAGUCCAGCACACGUCAGACUCAAACUUUUCGAGCUGGACGCUCAACAAAGAUGGUAGGAGACUUUGAAAAAGUUUGAAGACUACCCCCUUUAAUAACACUGACAAGUGCCUAUAAUACAGUAGCUUCCCACUGGGCACAGACAUCAAUUCAACGUCUAUUCCACGUCGGUUCAACGUGGAAAACAUAAGAAGACUGUCUUCUCUUCUAUACAGUAGAGAUGACAGGGGCUUAUUACAAGGAUUUAACGUUUCUAGUAGUGCCUGUAGUAGUGUCUGUAGUAGUGUCUGUAGUAGAGUCUGUAGUAGUGUCUGUAGAACUGUCUGUAGUAGUGUCUGUAGGAGUGUCUGUAGUAGAGUCUGUAGUACUGUCUGUAGAACUGUCUGUAGAACUGUCUGUAGUAGUGUCUGUAGGAGUGUCUGUAGUAGAGUCUGUAGUACUGUCUGUGGAACUGUCUGUAGAACUGUCUGUAGAACUGUCUGUAGUAGUGUCUGUAGUAGUGUCUGUGGUAGUGUCUGUAGUAGAGUCUGUAGUAGUGCCUGUAGUAGUGUCUGUAGUAGAGUCUGUAGUAGUGCCUGUAGUAGUGUCUGUAGUAGAGUCUGUAGUACUGUCUGUAGUAGUGUCUGUAGUAGAUUCUGUAGUAGUGCCUGUAGUAGUGUCUGUAGUAGUGUCUGUAGUAGAGUCUGUAGUAGUGCAUGUAGUAGUGUCUGUUGUACUGUCUGUAGAACUGUCUGUAGUAGUGUAUGUAGUAGUGUCUGUAGUAUUGUCUGUAGUAGAGUCUGUAGUACUGUCUGUAGAACUGUCUGUAGUAGUGUAUGUAGUAGUGCAUGUAGUAGUGUCUGUAGUAGAGUCUGUAGUAGUGUAUGUAGUAGUGCCUGUAGUAGAGUCUGUAGUGGUGCCUGUAGUAGUGUAUGUAGUAGAGUCUGUAGUAGUGUCUGUAGUAGUGUCUGUAGUAGAGUCUGUAGUAGUGUCUGUAGUAGUGUCUGUAGAACUGUCUGUAGUAGUGUCUGUAGUAGUGUCUGUAGUAGAGUCUGUAGGCGGACUACAUUGCAGACACAUGCCAGAUCUCAGAACGCCUGGAUUGGUGUUUAACAUAUCGGUUAACCAAAUUAUAUGAUAUAGCAAUCUGAUGCCUGACUGUUCAGUCAAUGACGUGGGCACAGAACCAUUGGCUGAUGCAAUGCAACGUCUGCAAUGUAGUUGGCCAGGAACACGACCAUAAUCAUUCGGUAAGAGGUUAACGUGUAUAUUUAAAUAGAUUCAAAUGAGCCAGGCAAAGCACUUAUUGGGCAAAUCAAAGAUGCCAUUUUCUCCCUAUACUGCUCAUUUGAAUAAUUAUUUACCCCAGGCUCACUAAGGCAUAAAGUCCUGUGUAAUUAACGUGCUACGCCAAUCAGGAACUCUUAACCAGCUCUGUAUUUACUGUUUAGUUCUUAUGGAGGUAUAGAAAAGGAUUGCAUGUCCAACUAACCAAUCUCACUGGUCAUUUACUUUAGUGGCUUGAUGUUAAACCUCAUGAUACUAACUGUAAGUUGCUCUGGAUAAGAGCGUCUGCUAAAUGACUCAAAUGUAAAUGUAAAUGUAGUAGAGUCUGUAGUAGUGUAUGUAGUAGAGUAUGUAGUAGAGUCUGUAGUAAAGUCUGUAGUAGAGUCUGUAGUAGUGUCUGUAGUAGAGUCUGUAGUAGAGUCUGUAGUAAAGUCUGUAGUAGUGUCUGUAGUAGUGUAUGUAGUAGUGUAUGUAGUAGUGUUUGUAGUAUUGUCUGUAGUAGAGUCUGUAGAAGUGUCUGUAGUAGAGUCUGUAAUAGUGUAUGUAGUAGUGUUUGUAGUAUUGUCUGUAGUAGAGACUGUAGUAGUGUCUGUAGUAGUGUAUGUAGUAGUGUCUGUAGUAGUGUCUGUAGUAGAGUCUGUAGUAGUGUCUGUAGUAGAGUCUGUAGUAGUGUAUGUAGUAGUGUUUGUAGUAUUGUCUGUAGUAGAGUCUGUAGUAGUGCCUGUAGUAGUGUCUGUAGUAGUCUGUAGUAGUGUCUGUAGUAGAGUCUGUAGAACUGUCUGUAGAACUGUCUGUAGUAGUGUCUGUAGUAGUGUCUGUAGUAGAGUCUGUAGUACUGUCUGUAGAACUGUCUGUAGUAGUGUCUGUAGUAGAGUCUGUAGUAGUGUAUGUAGUAGUGUCUGUAGUAGAGUCUGUAGUUGUGUCUGUAGUAUAGUGUGUAGUAGAGUCUGUAGUAGAGUCUGUAGUAGUGUCUGUAGUAGAGUCUGUAGUACUGUAUGUAGUAGUGUAUGUAGUAGUGUCUGUAGUAGAGUAUGUAGUAGUGUAUGUAGUAAUGUUUGUAGUAGUGUCUGUAGUAGAGUCUGUAGUAGUGUCUGUAGUAGUGUCUGUAGUAGUCUGUAGUAGUGUCUGUAGUCGUGUCUAUAGUAGAGUCUGUAGUAGUGUCUGUAGUAGUGUCUGUAGUAGUGUAUGUAGUAGAGUCUGUAGUAGAGUCUGUAGUAAAGUCUGUAGUAGUGUCUGUAGUAGUGUAUGUAGUAGUGUAUGUAGUAGUGUUUGUAGUAUUGUCUGUAGUAGAGUCUGUAGAAGUGUCUGUAGUAGAGUCUGUAAUAGUGUAUGUAGUAGUGUUUGUAGUAUUGUCUGUAGUAGAGUCUGUAGUAGUGUCUGUAGUAGUGUAUGUGGUAGUGUCUGUAGUAGUGUCUGUAGUAGAGUAUGUAGUAGUGUCUGUAGUAGAGUCUGUAGUAGUGUAUGUAGUAGUGUUUGUAGUAUUGUCUGUAGUAGAGUCUGUAGUAGUGCCUGUAGUAGUGUCUGUAGUAGUCUGUAGUAGUGUCUGUAGUAGUGUCUGUAGUAGAGUCUGUAGAACUGUCUGUAGAACUGUCUGUAGUAGUGUCUGUAGUAGUGUCUGUAGUAGAGUCUGUAGUACUGUCUGUAGAACUGUCUGUAGUAGUGUCUGUAGUAGAGUCUGUAGUAGUGUCUGUAGUAGUGUCUGUAGUAGAGUCUGUAGUUGUGUCUGUAGUAGAGUCUGUAGUAGAGUCUGUAGUAGAGUCUGUAGUAGUGUCUGUAGUAGAGUCUGUAGUAGUGUAUGUAGUAGUGUCUGUAGUAGAGUCUGUAGUAGUGUAUGUAGUAAUGUUUGUAGUAGUGUCUGUAGUAGAGUCUGUAGUAGUGUCUGUAGUAGUGUCUGUAGUAGUCUGUAGUAGUGUCUGUAGUCGUGUCUAUAGUAGAGUCUGUAGUAGUGUCUGUAGUAGUGUCUGUAGUAGUGUAUGUAGUAGAGUCUGUAGUAGUGUCUGUAGUAGAGUCUGUAGUAGAGUCUGUAGUAAAGUCUGUAGUAGUGUCUGUAGUAGUGUAUGUAGUAGUGUAUGUAGUAGUGUUUGUGGUAUUGUCUGUAGUAGAGUCUGUAGAAGUGUCUGUAGUAGAGUCUGUAAUAGUGUAUGUAGUAGUGUUUGUAGUAUUGUCUGUAGUAGAGUCUGUAGUAGUGUCUGUAGUAGUGUAUGUAGUAGUGUCUGUAGUAGUGUCUGUAGUAGAGUCUGUAGUAGUGUCUGUAGUAGUGUAUGUAGUAGUGUUUGUAGUAUUGUCUGUAGUAGAGUCUGUAGUAGUGCCUGUAGUAGUGUCUGUAGUAGUGUCUGUAGUAGUGUCUGUAGUAGUGUCUGUAGUAGAGUCUGUAGAACUGUCUGUAGAACUGUCUGUAGUAGUGUCUGUAGUAGUGUCUGUAGUAGAGUCUGUAGUACUGUCUGUAUAACUGUCUGUAGUAGUGUCUGUAGUAGAGUCUGUAGUAGUGUCUGUAGUAGUGUCUGUAGUAGAGUCUGUAGUUGUGUCUGUAGUAGAGUCUGUAGUAGAGUCUGUAGUAGAGUCUGUAGUAGUGUCUGUAGUAGUGUCUGUAGUAGAGUCUGUAGUAGAGUCUGUAGUAGUGUCUGUAGUAGUGUAUGUAGUAUAGUCUGUAGUAGUGUCUGUAGUAUAGUCUGUAGAAGUGUUUGUAGUAGAGUCUGUAGUAGUGUCUGUAGUAGAGUCUGUAGUAGUGCCUGUAGUAGUGUCUGUAGUAGUGUCUGUAGUAGAGUGUAGUAGUGCCUGUAGUAGUGUCUGUAGUAGUGUCUGUAGUAGAGUCUGUAGUAGUGUCUGUAGUAGUGUCUGUAGUAGAGUCUGUAGUAGUGUCUGUAGUAGUGUCUGUAGUAGUGUAUGUAGUAGAGUCUGUAGUAGUGUCUGUAGUAGUGCCUGUAGUAGUGUCUGUAGUAGAGUCUGUAGUAGUGUCUGUAGUAGUGCCUGUAGUAGUGCCUGUAGUAGUGUCUGUAGUAGAGUCUGUAGUAGUGUCUGUAGUAGUGUCUGUAGUAGUCUGUAGUAGUGUCUGUAGUAGUGUCUGUAGUAGUGUAUGUAGUAGAGUCUGUAGUAGUGUCUGUAGUAGAGUCUGUAGUAGAGUCUGUAGUAGUGUCGGUAGUAGUGUCUGUAGUAGGCCUAGUUGUACUAGUUGUUGUACUCGUUGAUGUGGUUUAUGCAGUUGUUGCUCUGAUUGAGAGAAAGGGGAGAGAGAGAGAGACAUCUGGACUGCGUUUCCAGCACACAUCUGGAGACAUUGAAAUAACAGAUUUAGGCAUUCACAGUUCUCAGAUUUGGUUCUUAGUAGUACUAUUAUAUCCCAGAAUGAUCAAAGGACACAUAAGAAUGCAGAUUAGAUUUGUAUGACAACUACAGUACCAGUCAUAAGUUUGGACACACCUACUCAUUCAAGGGUUUCUCUUUAUUUUUACAAUUUUCUAAGUUGUAGAAGAAUAGUGAAGACAUCAAAACUAUGAAAUAACACAUAUGGAAUCAUGUAGUAACCAAAAAUGUUUUAAACAAAUCAAAAUAUAUUUGAUAUUUGAGAUUCUUCAAAUAGCCACCCUUUGCCUUGAUGACAGCUUUGCACCCUCUUGGCAUUCUCUCAACCAGCUUCACCUGGAAUGCUUUUCCAACAGUCUUGAAGGAGUUCCCACAUAUGCUGAGCACUUGUUGGCUGCUUUUCCUUCACUCUGCCGUCCGACUCAUCCCAAACCAUCUCAAUUGGGUUAAGGUUGGGGGAUUGUGGAGGCCAGGUCAUCUGAUGCAGCACUCCAUCGCUCUCCUUCUUGGUAAAAUAGCCCUUACACAGCCUGGAGGUGAGUUGGGUCAUUGUCCUGUUGAAAAACAAAUGAUAGUCCCACUAAGACCAAACCAGAUGGGAUGGCGUAUCGCUGAAGAAUACAGUGGUAGCCAUGCUGGUUAAGUGUGCCUUGAAUUCUAAAUAAAUCACAGACAGUGUUACCAGCAAAGCACCCCCACACCAUAACACCUCCUCCUCCAUGCUUUACGGUGGGAAAUACACAUGCGGAGAUCAUCCGUUCACCCACACCGCAUCUCACAAAGCCACGGCGGUUGGAUCCAAAAAUCUCCAAUUUAGACUCCAGACCAAAGGACACAUUUCCACUGGUCUAAUGUCCAUUGCUCAUAUUUCUUGGCCCAAGCAAGUCUCUUCUUAUUAUUAGUGUCCUUUAGUAGUGGUUUCUUUGCAGCGAUUCGACCAUGAAGGCCUGAUUCACACAGUCCCCUCUGAACAGUUGAUGUUGAGAUGUGUUUGUGACUUGAACUCUGUGAAGCAUUUAUUUGGGCUGCAAUUUCUGAGGCUGGUAACUCUAAUGAACUUAUCCUCUGCAGCAGAGGUAACUCUGCGUCUUCCAUUCCUGUGGUGGUCCUCAUGAGAGCUAGUUUCAUCAUAGCGCUUGAUGGUUUUUGCAACUGCACUUGAAGAAACUUGAAAAGUUCUUGAAAUGUUCCGUAUUGACUGACCUUCAUGUCUUAAAGUAAUGAUGGACUGUCGUUUCUCUUUGCUUAUUUGAGCUGUUCUUGCUAUAAUAUGGACUUAGUAUUUUACCAAAUAGGGUUAUCUUCUGUAUACCCCCCCUACCUUGUCACAACACAAGGAAAGAAAUUCCACAUAUUAACUUUUAAGAAGGCACACCUGUUAAUUGAAAUGAAUUCCAGGUGACUACCUCAUGAAGCUGGUUGAGAGAAGGCCAAUAGUGUGCAAAGCUGUCAUCAAGGCAAAGGGUGGCUAUUUGAAGAAUCUCAAAUAUCAAAUAUAUAUUUUGAUUUGUUGAAGACUUUUAUGGUUACUACAUGAUUCCAUAUGUGUUAUUUAUAGUUUUGAUGUCUUCACUAUUAUUCUACAAUCAAAAAAAUAGUAAAAAUAAAGAAAAACCCUUGAAUUAGUAGGUGUGUCCAAACUUUUGACUGGUAGUGUAUGUAAUCAUCAUUGGUCUGUAAUCAUUCUGUUUGCCUCAAGACAGGGACAUGUAAACUGUAGUUUGCUGAGAAAGCAGAAUGUGUCUCUUCCUGUUUUUGUCUAUUACUUGUGUCCUGUUGUGGCGGACUGUCUACCCUCCUUCCUCUUUAUCAUCUGGUUCCUCUCUUCCUUUUAUCAUCCAUCCUUCCCUGCCACUGUCACCCUAGGCAUCCUUUGAAAAAAAAGCUUAAUGACAAUGGAUUAAGUAGGUCCUGUUAUACUCUCUUCCUCUUUUCAAAGAACCUCUAUUCAAACUGUUUCUCUGUUCUCAGGGUCUUUCAUCUCAGUGGACCCAGGCCUAAAGGACCAGGAUGGUCAGGAGAAGAGGCCAGAGGGAGAGGAGAGCCCCGAGGGGGAGGGCAGGGCAGUUCUGCUGGGCCCAGCCAUGGAGCAGGAGGACUGGAGCUGUCUGAGGCUGGUGUACCAACUUUCCGGGUCUGGUUUCUGCAGGUCCAGCAGUGCAGGGAGGGCGAGAGCUUCAACCGGGCCCUGUGGAGCACCCAGACUGCCUCAGACAGCUGGCUCAUCUCCAGCAUUGACCUCCAGAACAGCACAGAGCCGUACAGGGUAAACAACACACCCUCAGGAACAUGGGAGGCACAUACACACUGUUAAAACAUAUGGGCUAAUAUAAAUACUGCCAUACUUAGGUGGAGGAAUGGGGCCUGGAAAAUAUUCUAAAGAGCCCCCCAAAAGAUAAACAUUGAUUAGUCCAAACAUGAAAUGACAUGCAUGUAUUGUAUCUGCUGUUCAAUCUCUGGUCUGGUCUGAUAACUGCUGCUAUGUAUUGCAUGUAACCUCUUAAAGGUGCUUCCUGCUGCACUCAACCUGACUGGUUUGAUAGAAAUAAGGGAGCAUGAAGGAAACAUGCAGUGCACUGCACACAGGCAGUCAGGCACGCACAUUACAGGAACUAACCAUGCACUUGACCUUGAACCUGCCUGGGGGGACCUGCCUUAGCUAUGACUCACUUGGGAGCUGGGAACUGUACCAUUAGCCUACGGUGGUAUAUACAAUAUGUCGUACAUUCACAGCCAACAUAAUGGUGCACAGACAUACUGUACAAUAGUUCCAUAUCCCCUCCUCAUUCAUUAACGAUUGAAGGCUAUUGCUGAACAUCUAUUUCCCAUCAGAUUGCCAUUGACGGCAGACCUGGUGAGAGCACAGGCAGCAGUGUGGCCAUCUUUGAGAUACGCAUCAAACCUGGAUACUGCUUAGGUCAGUGAGUCCCACACAUAUCAUAUACCCUUGAGAUUUGUAAGAAUUUGAAAGUGACUGACAUCAUGUACAAACACACACAGGUACGCAUGAAUGCACACAAACACGUGAGCGCGAUGACAACAUAAUGACUCAUUCUGUAUCACUUUUCAUCGAACAAAACAUGUUCAUUAUGUGACAAUAACCUUACAAUGGCCACAUUUAUAUUGUAUCUAGUGUAUAUGAAAUGUCAAUUAUAUACAAUACCAGUCAAAGGUUUGGACACACCUACUCAUUCAAGGGUUUUUCUUUAUUUUUACUAUUUUCUACAUUGUAGAAUAAUAAUGAAGACAUCAAAACUAUGAAAUAACACAUAUGGAAUCAUGUAGUAUCCAACAAAGUGUUAAACAAAUGAAAAUAAAUUUGAGAUUUGAGAUUCUUCAAAUAGCCACCAUUUGCCUUUAUGACAGCUUUGCACACUCUUGGCAUUUUCUCAACCAGCUUCAACUGGAAUGCUUUUCCAACAGUCUUGAAGGAGUUCCUAUAUAUGCUUAGCACUUGUUGCCUGCUUUUCCUUCACUCUGCCGUCCGACUCAUCCCAAACCAUCUCAAUUGGGUUGAGGUUGGGGGAUUGUGGAGGCCAGGUCAUCUGAUGCAGGACUCCAUCACUCCCCUUCUUGGUAAAAUAGCCCUUACACAGCCUGGAGGUGUGUUGGGUCAUUGUCCUGUUAAAAAACAAAUGAUAGUCCCACUAAGCCCAAACCAGAUGGGAUGGCGUAUCGCUGCAGAAUGCUGUGGUAGCCAUGCUGGUUAAGUGUGCCUUGAAUUCUAAAUAAAUCACAGACAGUGUCACCAGCAAAGCACCCCCACACCAUAACACCUCCUCCUCCAUACUUUACGGUGGGAAAUACACAUGCAGAGAUCAUCCGUUCACCCACACCGCGUCUCACAAAGCCACGGCGGAUGGAACCAAAAAUCUCCAAUUUGGACUCCAGACCAAAGGACAGAUUUCCACCGGUCUAAUGUCCAUUGCUCGUGUUCCUUGGCCCAAGCAGGUCUUUCUUCUUAUUGGUGUCCUUUAGUAGUGUUUCUUGAACUCUGUGAAGCAUUUAUUUGGGCUGCAAUUUCUGAGGGUGGUAAUUCUAAUGAACUUAUCCUCUGCAGCAGAGGUAACUCUGGGUCUUCCAUUCCUGUGGCGGUCCUUAUGAGAGCUAUUUUCAUCAUAGCGCUUGAUGGUUUUUGCGACUACACUUGAAGAAACGUUCAAAGUUCUUGAACUUUUCCAUAUUGACUGACCUUCAUGUCUAAAAGUGACGAUGGACUAUUGUUUCUCUUUGCUUUUUUGAGCUGUUCUUGCCAUAAUAUGGACUUGUUCCAAGCACACCAAGACAGUCGUGAAGAGGGCACGACAAAACCUAUUCUCCUAAGGAGACCGAAAAGAUUUGGCAUGGAUCCUCAGAUCCUCAAAAGGUCCUACAGCUGCACCAUCGAGAGCAUCCUGACUGGUUGCAUCACUGCCUGGUAUGGCAACUGCUCGGCUUCCGACCGCAAGGCACUACAGAGGUUAGUGCAUUCGGCAUUUGAUUUGAUUUGGUAUUUUACCAAAUAGGGCUAUCUCCUGUAUACCCCCCCUACCUUGUCACAACACAACUAAUUGGUCAAACGCAUUAAGAAGGAGAGAAAUUCCACAAAUUAACUUUUAAGAAGGCACACCUGUUAAUUGAAAUGCAUUCCAGGUGAUUACCUCAUGAAGCUGGUUGAUAGAAUGCCAAGAGUGUGCAAAGAUGUCAUCAAGGUAAAGGGUGGCUAUGUGAAGAAUCUCAAAUAUCAAUAUAUUUUGAUUUGUUUAACACUUUUUUGGUUACUACAUGAUUCCAUAUGUGUUAUUUCAUAGUUUUGAUGUCUUCACUAUUAUUAUACAAUGUAAAAAAUAGUAAAACUAAAGAAAAACCCUUGAAUGAGUAGGUGUGUCCAAACUUUUGACUGGUACUGUAUAAUGUCAGUUUUUUCCUCUUUUACCCCUUUCAUCAUCUGCCUGUUUAACUUGCUCUAUUUACUAUAAUAAAUAAAUACAUGUUUUAAUGAAUAAAUCUCCUGUCUUUUCAAGAAGGUUUUAAUGAGAGAGGCCCCUCGGUCCGCUUCCUCACAGUGAGGUGUUGUAUUAAUGGUUUACUAUGCUGUUGUCUCCAGAGUGUGACUAUGAGGAGUCCCACCUGUGUGGCUACAGUAACCAGUGGAACACCAAUGUCAACUGGUACAGGGGAGGAGGGGCUGCCCGGGACCCUCAUAACAACCUACCUGACGACCACACGCAGAGCAACGGAGCAGGUGAAGCCAACUCACACAUGUUAAUGCUAGUAGAUGUAUAGCAGAUAUCGCAGCUCAACACUCAAAAAUAAGAUACCACUGCUCAACACAGGCGACAAGCAAAUGACACAACCAAAACGAACAAGAACCAAAACAACUAACUCAAUACAAUAUUAACAUUCAACAGAACAACAGCAUUAUGUACAUUCAGCAGGGGACACUCAACUGGCCUCCUGCUAUGUUCACAAAAUCUAUUUUAUUUCAUAUGGCAGCAGAAUGCCAAUAAAUUGUAGCUUGAGGCAGUACAAUGGACAAGGGAAACUAGGAAGAUUGGUUUGUAUCAUCCAUAAUGGCUUCAAGUUGAAAAUGAAAGCUGCCAUUGCCUCGCAGGUCACUACAUGUAUGUGGAUUCAGUGUACGCCAAGACAUUCCAGGAGGUAGCCAAACUGGUGUCUGCUAUGUCAACGGUGCCUAUGUCGGGCUGCCUGAGCCUCCAGUACCAGCGGAGUGAGGACCGAGGGAACCUGUUCUCUGUCUACACCAGGGACCAGGCAAGCCAGUACCAGGAGCUGUGGAGAGCAGACCCAGAGGACCAGAACCUCAAUAACUGGACUGGUACCACCUCAGAG
Coregonus sp. 'balchen' is the source of this 10496-nucleotide messenger RNA. The record is from the annotation of a GenBank genome assembly. NCBI's taxonomy places the organism in Eukaryota, Metazoa, Chordata, Actinopteri, Salmoniformes, Salmonidae.